This is a messenger RNA of Danaus chrysippus (African queen), 2520 nucleotides long. NCBI's taxonomy places the organism in Eukaryota, Metazoa, Arthropoda, Insecta, Lepidoptera, Nymphalidae. The record is from the annotation of a GenBank genome assembly.
AUGACUGAAGAAAAUGAACAGGAGCUUGUGAUAAACGAAGAAGUUAUACAACUAGACAGAGAAAAUGCUGAAGAAAGUUACAAUAAAUUAUGUUCUUUCAUAUCGAAAGGUGUAUCUGCGAUAAUUGACCUUUCUUGGACGCCAUGGGAAAUGGCUGAACAGCUAUCAGAAAGUACUGGAGUGCCAAUAAUCCAUACUUUAUUAGGUCCACAGCAACUUGUUUCAGCUUUGGACAGCUAUUUGGAUUCAAGGAACGCUACGGACGCAGCGUACCUGGUUGAGAGCGAAAGUGAUGCUGAUAAAAUUCUAUAUGAAGUCCUGGGCAGAUCUCACGUCCGUGUGUGGGUGCACGCGGGACUAACUAGAGAAUCAGCGAAAGCUUUGAGAAGCAUGCGUCCUGAACCAAAUUUUUACGUUAUCGUUGGAAACGAGGAAUUCGUAAUGACGACCUAUAAGAGAGCAGUUAAAGAAAAAUUGGUUAAACGCAAAUUUCGCUGGAAUAUAAUACUUACUGACUAUAAGACGGUCGAUCCGUCGAUGUUAGUAUUGCCAAGUUUCAUCCUGCAAUCGGAUUUUGGGGAGUGCUGUAAGUUGGCGGGAUUGAAAGAAGAUUGUAUUUGUCCUUCUAAUAUGCAGCGACAGCAAUUUCUUCUGAAAAAUAUCAUUCAAUAUACAAGUGAAUCAUUCUUAAAACUAGGUUCAGAUCACGUUGUUAACAUAGAUUGUGAGAAUCCACAAUACGAAAUGAAUGUCACUAGGGAUAAAUUGUAUCAAAUUUUUGAGGAAGAAAACGCUAAAAACGAUUCAUUAUUGUUUUGGGAUGAAGAAAGGUCCGGACUAUUUUUACGCUCCAAUUUUAUUUUAUCAACGUAUAAACCAGAAUCUGGUAUGGAGAGAGUCGCUUCGUGGUUGGCGAAUGAGAAAUACAAGCUUUUACCAGGAGUAGAACUGGAACCGUUGAGAAAUUUCUUUCGUAUCGGCACAUCUCCUGCUAUACCGUGGACAUUAGUGAAAUAUUCGGACUCUGGAGAACCAAUGGUGACAGAUGAAGGUCAGCCUGUAUAUGAAGGAUACUGCAUAGAGCUCAUCGAUAAGAUAGCUGAGGAAUUAGGAUUUGACUACGAAAUUGUGACACCGAAAGUUGGUACAUUUGGACAGAGACUUGCAAACGGGUCGUGGGAUGGAGUUAUAGGAGAUUUAAUGACUGGUGAAACAGAUAUAGCAGUCGCAGCUUUGACUAUGACAGCUGAGAGGGAGGAGGUUGUUGAUUUUGUGGCACCGUAUUUUGAACAAACUGGAAUACUUAUAGUUAUUCGUAAACCUAUACGUAAGACGUCACUAUUCAAGUUCAUGACGGUACUUCGUACGGAAGUGUGGCUCAGCAUCGUGGCAGCUCUUCUAUUAACCGGUUUCAUGAUUUGGUUGCUGGAGAAGUAUUCUCCUUAUUCCGCGAGGAAUAAUCCCGGAGCUUAUCCCUAUCCCACUAGAGAAUUCACACUGAAGGAGAGUUUUUGGUUUGCACUGACGUCUUUCACGCCACAAGGAGGCGGAGAAGCCCCAAAGGCGUUAUCAGGACGCACGCUAGUGGCUGCAUAUUGGCUAUUCGUAGUACUCAUGCUUGCUACUUUCACUGCUAAUUUGGCAGCUUUUCUUACUGUUGAGAGGAUGCAGACACCAGUCUCUUCGCUGGAGCAGCUUGCGAGACAGUCCCGCAUCAACUACACAGUGGUAGAGGGAUCUACGGUUCAUCAGUACUUCAUAAACAUGAAGUUUGCAGAAGACACGCUUUAUAGAGUGUGGAAGGAAAUAACUUUGAACGCAACAUCCGACCAGUCUCAGUACAGAGUAUGGGAUUAUCCAAUACGAGAGCAGUAUGGACAUAUUUUGCUGGCUAUAAAUGCAUCAGGUCCUGUGCCUGACGCUAAAACGGGAUUUCAGCAAGUCGACGAACAUACUGAGGCAGAUUUUGCGUUCAUACAUGAUUCAGCUGAAAUAAGAUAUGAAAUAACUCGCAACUGCAACCUAACGGAAGUGGGUGAGGUGUUCGCUGAGCAACCUUACGCUCUGGCAGUGGCAUCAGGAUCUAGGUUACAAGAAGAAUUAUCCAGAGCUUUAUUAGACCUGCAGAAAGAACGUUUCCUUGAACAGCUGUCAGCUAAGUAUUGGAACGAAUCUGCGAGGCAGGCUUGUCCAGAUUCUGACGAGUCAGAAGGCAUAACUUUGGAGAGUGGAGUUUUCAUAGCGACCUUAUUCGGCUUGGGUUUGGCAAUGAUAACGCUAGCUUGGGAAGUAUUUUAUUACAAGCGCAAAGAGAAAAACAAAACCAAGGACACAACGGUAAAGGCUAUAGAGGCUUUUCAGCCAAAAAAGACGAAAUUACCAAAGAAAAUGGUGGAAGGAGUGGCUAAGUUGAGGAAACGAAAGAAGUCUAUUAUUAAGCCCGUUACAAUUGGUGAUACUUUUAAGCCGGCCGAUGGCGGAGUGUCCUUCAUCAAUGUGUAUCCAAGAUAUAAUCCAUAG